Exophiala aquamarina CBS 119918 is the source of this 1038-nucleotide messenger RNA. RefSeq lists its product as uncharacterized. The record is from RefSeq and is a predicted model, not a curated record. Bases 1 to 1038 code for a protein of 345 amino acids. The transcript has a single exon. NCBI's taxonomy places the organism in Eukaryota, Fungi, Ascomycota, Eurotiomycetes, Chaetothyriales, Herpotrichiellaceae.
AUGGCAAGUCCAGCUCACUGCUUCUUCUGCUUUGAAACUCUCGCCGCCAGCUUCGACCAUCGUGAUCCACCUACGUUACAGAAAGUCCUUGACACCUACGACCAAUACAUACUACGUGACAAGAUCAUCGAGGAAGGGGGAUCUACUGCCGGGGAUGAGGAUGAGACUCGGCUAGGCCCGGACGGCAGCAAGUCUGACGAGGGAGAGGACGAUGAAGAGGAUGAGGAACGAGGCCAGGAAGAGGAACAACGGAUCCAACGCAGGACUGCACCGGCUGCAAGCCCUCAGAACCCCAGCAUCUCUCGAUUGCAGGCCUCAACCUCCUCGUCUAGAUCUUCUUCAGCCUCCUCACCCUCUCUCAACUCCUCGACGUCUUCCAGUUCUCAUGUGACCGCCAUGUCCAGUACUACGUCAAUUCUCUCCUCUCCGCCGUCCUACGCCUCACGCUUGUCAGUGACUGAUUCAUACCCCCUCUUUGUCACAUGGAAUACACUCUCGCGGUCGGGGCACAAGUCGCUCCGUGGCUGCAUAGGGACCUUUGAAGCUCUGCCACUUGCUUCAGGUCUUGCCACAUACGCCCUGACGUCUGCUUUUGAUGACACACGAUUUUCGCCGAUACCGGCCUCCUUAUUGCCGGGACUGUCUUGCUCUCUAACUUUGCUUGCAGAUUUUGAACCUUGUCAGGAUGCUAUGGAUUGGAUUCUGGGUGUACAUGGCCUACGAAUCAGCUUUACCCAUCGCAAUCGAAGGCAUGGUGCAACCUACCUUCCCGACGUGGCGGUGGAACAGGGAUGGAGUAAGGAAGACACGGUGGAAAGUUUGAUGAAGAAAGCAGGUUGGGAUGGUGGGUACGGUCAUGGUGUAGCCCGGCGACUUCUACGAGGGUCGGGGAGAGGCGAGCAGCAAAGUCCGAAGCCAUGGGAGGAAGUCAAUGAUUUCAGAGCGGUCAGAUAUACUGGGUUGAAAUCAAGUGCAACUUUCAGUGAGUGGAAGGAAUGGCGCGACUGGGUGAACAAGGAAGGCGACUCUCUGAGAUGA